CAGCACCAUGCCCGUGAAUGCCCCAUCGGGAUUAUGGAUGACAGCUCGGACAUCACCAGUCUGGCUCUGGAGCUGUCGGACCUGGAAGUAGCUCUUUUCCUCUGUCUGGCGGUCCACGAGCACUGUCGCAUCGAGGCGACCGACGCCAACAUCCAUGACGUCGCAAAGGAGCUCGCGCUGAUAUGCACCAACACCUUCGGGCUCUCUUACACGAUCCUGGACUGUUCGAGCGCUACGUCCUACGAUGACUUUUGCGCCGAGCUGCUCCCCCCAGACAUCGUCAAGGGCCAUGUUCGCCCUUCACGCUCGCGCAUGACCACGGAGUCGUCGGUGACUCUUUCCUCCAUGCAGGACUCGCGAGACCUCAGGGGCCGCUUCAGGUCCGCCACCAUCGAGCCCAAGCGAGAGAUCGUCAACGUGGUCAUCGCCAAGAACUUCAACCACGUCAACGACGAUAUCCAGCGUCAGGCUCUUGAGUUGAUGCACUCCAAGCGACUAGCCACCCAGGCGGGGAUCUUGGAAGCGCCGGCGGAAUUCCUCUUCGUGCCGCUUACGGUGCGCACUGCAAAACAGAACCAGAACCAAACUGGAUUGAAUCCGCAUCUAAAUGACUAUAUAUUCAUCUCACACUUCCAUGACACCGAGGACGGGUUCGCCUAUCUGGAAGAAAACGCCGACUGGCUGUCCGAUGGCCAGAUGUCGGCGUCGUCGGUCAUCCGCAAAUUGGAGACUCCAAUCAAGAAGAGUCAUCCGGGUAUAGACCGUCAGACACUGGACCAUCUCCAACAACUCAGCAACGCUGUUACAGUCGGCGCAGACAUCGCCCGGUACCAGCAGGACAUCACGGUGUUUCUGCGGCUCAGUCGCGCAGUCUCCGGGGGGAUCUCCACGCGAUCGAACCUCCACUUCAAGGCGUUUUCGAAACUUCUUGCCGUAUUGCACGGGAUCGACUACCUCACGCCUUCCAUCGUGGCGCUGGCCGCGAAGAAAGUCUUCCGCCAUCGGAUCAUUGUGGCAAGCCCCGAGGAAGAUCGCAGCUUGCAGUACGGGAGUGAUUUCAAAGCCGUGUCGCAGGUGCUGGAGUAUGCCAACCCAGACUCGAUAUUAGACGGAGUGCUCACGCUGGAGGCGCCUUUAUAACAACUGUUCGUCUCUUACGCAUGCUUCGAUAAUGGCCCAGUCCGGUAUAUACAUGUUUCACAUAAAAAUUCCAUCGUUAGCGGCAUAAAUCUACGAACCCACUCCCCCACAGCCUCGUUGAACCCCCUCAGCGGUCAGUUUGAAGACAAUACGAACCCAACCCCUACUACCUAUCAUCAUCAGGA
Aspergillus heteromorphus CBS 117.55 is the source of this 1325-nucleotide messenger RNA. RefSeq lists its product as uncharacterized. The record is from RefSeq and is a predicted model, not a curated record. Bases 34 to 1140 code for a protein of 368 amino acids. NCBI's taxonomy places the organism in Eukaryota, Fungi, Ascomycota, Eurotiomycetes, Eurotiales, Aspergillaceae. The transcript is spliced from 7 exons.